CUGUUACUAUAAUUUUUUUUUUUUGUUCUAAUCUUCUUCUCCUAAAGUAUUCAUACUUGUCCUUUUAUCAUUAAGAUUAUUCCAAGUUUUAACCCAUUUCAAUUCAUUGAAUAAUCAUAUACUUAAAGCUAAAAACUGUGACGUGAUUCAUUUCGGAAAAAUAACAGCGAAAGAAAUUACCAAAAAAAAAAUUACUAAGAGGAAAAAAAAAAAAGAGUAAGUGGUGAGAGAAAGUUAUCAAAUUUCCAUCCAUCCAUCCAUCCAUCACCAUUAUUUAUCCAAUAAUUUCAUUAAUUUGAUUUGAUUAUUCACGAGAAUUAUACUGAGAUAAUAGGUUUAUUCGACUAGGUAUAUACCUUUCCUUCCAUCAUACUUUAACAUUUCCAUCAUAAUAUCAAUUAUUCAUAGAAUUAAACUCGAUAAAAUGUUACAGUUUCAUUAUAUGGCUCCAUGGAUGCCAGCUUUCACUCAAGCAGUUGAUAAUGAAUUCUUAAUUACUAAUAAUUCACCUCCAUUUACACCAUGUCAAUUUUCAACUAUUGAUUCUAAAACGGGAUAUCCUAAGAAUAGAACUUUAAUAUAUCGAGGAUUUUUAUUUAAUGAUAAAACCAAUAAUAUUAUAACUUUUACUACUGAUAAAAGAAUGGAUAAAUAUCAAGAAUUAAUUCAAAAUGAUAAAUUUGAAUGUGUAUUUUAUUUUGCUAAUAUUAAAAAACAAUUUCGAUUCCGAGGUCAUGCUAAAAUUAUUGAUUCAACUUUUCAACCUAUAAUUGAUUUAUCAAAUAUUCAACCAAAGACAUUAUUAGAAAAAGAUCAAAAGAAAUUUCUUAAACGAGAAAGAGAUGAUAUUAAAUUUGAGAAUAAUCCUUAUUCUGAUAUUGAUGAUUUAGAAUCAAUAAAAUCAAAAACCAUAACUGAUUUAGAUAUUUCCACUGUCAAUUUGAAUUGUCAAUUAAAUUCCAUUCAAUCAAGUGUUUUAUCCCCUUCAUUAUUAAAACAAAUUAAUGAUCAAACAAGUGCAUCUUCAACUUCAUUAAGUAAUUAUACUUUGAAUGAUAUAUCUCAUAUUCAAUAUUAUCCUCCUACUAAAGAUGAAUGGAAUGAAGAAUUAAAAAGACAAUGGAAUCAAUUAUCGAAACAUUUAAAAAAAUCAUUUAGAAAACCGAAUCCUUUACAACCUUUAAAUGAUGAUAAUCAAAAAUUAUUAGAUAGAAUAAGUAGAGGUGUUGAUGGAAAGAAAGAUGAAGAUGGGUUUAAAAAUUUCGCAGUGAUUGGAUUAUUUGUAAAUUAUGUUGAUUAUGUCGAAUUAGAUCAUGAUAGAAGGUAUAUUUAUGAAAAGGAUUCUUCUCAACAAUGGAGUGAACAAGAAGUUUGUCCUUAAGGUGGAUGUAGAGUUUUUUUGUACAGUAUCAAUAUUAGAGGUAACAUUUUAUUUUUUGUAUAUAUAAAGGGUCAUUUUAGAGACGCUGAACAGGAGAGAGUUAUGAAUGAGGUAAACGAACUAUGAAUAAUAAUAAUAAACAUUAAACUUGUAUAUACAGAACUUUAUAAAUAAUUGGUGUAGCGUAGCUUAGCGUAGCGUAGUGGUGUUUAUGGUUUGUGUGUUUAGGGAUAAUUUUAUUUAGUGAGAAGAUGAAGUUUAAAUUAUUAGCGUCGCUAAACCUUAGGGGAGGGAGGAAUAACAAUGAUGAGUGUAUCGUAAAUUUUAUGUCGUCGUUGAUGUCGUUGUCGUCAGUGUUAUUUUCUCGGUGUGGUGUGGGAUUUCUCAAUUCUUUUUUACAUAAUCACAAAAUUGAGCAUUUUUGGAAUAUUUUGGGAUUUGAUUUUGUUCUUUCUUUUGGCUUUUUUU
Messenger RNA from Scheffersomyces coipomensis, 1849 nucleotides. RefSeq lists its product as uncharacterized. The transcript has a single exon. NCBI's taxonomy places the organism in Eukaryota, Fungi, Ascomycota, Pichiomycetes, Serinales, Debaryomycetaceae. Gene Ontology annotation, molecular function: FMN binding. The coding region runs from base 425 to 1381 and encodes 318 amino acids. The record is from RefSeq and is a predicted model, not a curated record.